Closterium sp. NIES-65 is the source of this 918-nucleotide messenger RNA. NCBI's taxonomy places the organism in Eukaryota, Viridiplantae, Streptophyta, Zygnematophyceae, Desmidiales, Closteriaceae. The record is from the annotation of a GenBank genome assembly.
AUGAAUGAGUUUUAUGAAAUCGACGAUAGAAUUCUGGGGACGGGGAAAUUCGGAACCGUGCGAAGAUGCACGUGCCGAUCAACGGGGAUGCAAUACGCCUGCAAGUCCAUAUCCAAGGCGACGCUAAUCGAAGCGGAUGAUAUAGAGGACGUGCGUCGUGAGGUGCGCCUUCUGCAGAAAGCAAUGUGUCAUCCAGGCGUGAUGCGGCUGCACGCGGUGUUCGAAGACGACAGCGACGUGUAUCUGGUUACAGAACUCUGCGACGGCGGCGAUCUCUUCGACGAAAUCGCGAGACGCGGGCGAUUCAGCGAGCGCGACGCGGCGCAGGUGUUCAUGCAAGUGACAACACCGUCGGACCCGGCGGAAAAACCGGCGCAAUCGCAACCCUCGAUCGCCAAACACCAGCACCGCUCAUACCACUCCGUGAAACUCGCGGACUUCGGUCUCGCGGUCCCCUUGGAUCGCGGCGAGUGGACGACGGGCCCCGCGGGGUCGCCGUACUACAUGGCGCCCGAGGUGAUUUCCGGCCAAUACGGCCUCUCCGCCGACGUCUGGUCCCUCGGCGUCGUGCUUCACAUUCUUCUCACCGGCUCUCCGCCUUUCUGGGGCCCGGAUGAUCAAGGGAUCCUAGACAGCGUGGUGAAUGGGCGGGUGGAUUUGGGAGAAAAUUCGGCGGCGUGGGCGGGCGGGCGCGUCUCGGCGGAGGCGCGCGGACUGAUUCGGUGCAUGCUGGAGAGGGACCCGCGGCGACGGCCUUCCGCCAACAAGGUGCUCUCGCACCCCUGGCUGCUGCUGCACGCGUUCGGAGGGCGCAUCGUGCGGAAGGUGAAGGGCUGCGCACACGCGGAGGAGGGAAAACAUGCGCCAGCGACGGCGGGUGUGAUUGUAUCGAAUGUUGGCGCAGUUGAAGGCAUGUAA